AUGGCUUCGCCUUUGCCGCGUCCUGCGGGAGCUGGUGAGCAAGUCGGCGUCUCGACCCGGAACUGUGCAUUCCCGCUUCCGGUGUCCAUGCCGCAUCCAUCGCACCUUCCUGCAGGAUAUCCCGUGCGAACCGCGCUCCCGGCAAAAUCACCGUACCACAAUCCCGCAGCUGCCAUUCCCUUCGGCUGCGCGCCGCAACCUAUCGUGCACGUCCGGGUGACGCCAGCUCCAAACCGGCAAGUUGGUGGGCCGCAGAGAGUGACGUCAACUCGAAGGUGGCAAUCUGGAGGAGUGUCCCUGGCGCAGUUCAUUCCCGCGGUUGAGGAAUCUCGCCGGCGGCCGAGCCCGCGUGAUCAGGCUUACGCAGCUUUCUUGGAUGCCAUCUUGUCCUUGGGCCUUCUUCAGGACAGCAUGCAGUGGGGCGGGAACUUUCGCCAGCGUGCGGGCGCGAUGGGCCGAAGUGACUGUUUUCGGAGGUCACCAGAGUCCAGAGUCGCAAAGGCCGACCUGGCCUUUCUUCAGACUGCGGAAGCAGAGCUGACCGCGGUCUCAGAUCGAAUGCUGGUUCUUGCAUGUACGCUGAUCUGGCUCUUGAGCGAUUACCUGGUUCAGCGGCUCUGUCCAUUCCCUCCGGCGCCGGAGGCAGACAAACUUUAUCUUCGAGACGAGCUGCACGAGGCGAGUCUGUUUCUCUGCGUCGCAUUCUCGCUUGCGGUCGCUGGAACUCGCGGAGCGGCCAUGCCUUUGCUUUGGCUGUCGAGUCUUCUCACUGUGGGUUGGCUUUGCGAGCAGCAUUUGGAGCAUUCGACCUGCAUUACGCAGGUCGGCAAGCCCUUGAUUGCUUGUGUUCGAGGUGUGUUGGUGACUUUGCUCCUUUGGGCGCUGUACCUUGCAUGUCGAUGUUGCGGCUGUUGCGGUUCAGGCAUCUCGGCGGGAUCUACAAAGAAGAAGUCCACGGAUGGCGAACUGGGAAGUCACAAGGACUGGACAGUUCGUAUGAUCGACGGCCUUGAGGUUGAUAUCGAGGAGCCUGACUUGUACAUUCCAACCAUGGGCUUCGUCACUUACGUGGUGCUUUACGGUGUGGUCCGGGGCAUCCAGGAGACGUUUGCUCCGGAAGUGCUCUCUGCGACUAUCAGCUCGGCCUUGGUUAUUCUUGUCGUUGAGAUGGCCUUGAUGAAAGGGGCCCUCUUCAUGGCAGGGGCUGUCAACACACCUACGCUGGACCUCUUGGCGCUGCUUGGGUACAAGUUUCUCUACCUGUCUCUGCAUCUUGGUGUCGGCCUCCUCUGUGGACAUGGCCGCAGACCGGCAGGCUUUUUUUAUGGCUUGCUGGUCGGUGGCCUGCACAUCAGCUGCGGCAUCGCACUUUGGCAGGCUUUGAGGCGUCUGGCUCGAUUGCAGCCAUCCCACGGUCAGGAAUGUGUCACAGACAUGCACCACAUGUGCAUCAAGGUGCUACCGAUCAUGCAAGCAGCUGUGUGCUGGCUGCUGCUCCCAUCUUGGCCGAAGGUGGUAAUUGUCAAUGCUCCUGAGGAGGUCACCAUCGCCAUCACCACAACUGCCGCAUCAGUGCUGAGCGGAAACUCGAGUGCCGUCUGA
Messenger RNA from Symbiodinium sp. CCMP2592, 1602 nucleotides. The record is from the annotation of a GenBank genome assembly. Lineage: Eukaryota; Dinophyceae; Suessiales; Symbiodiniaceae.